AUGAGGGAUACAGACCCCUACGAGCUACUGGUGUUCACCAGCUUCCGACUGGUGCAGGGAUCUGGACUCUGUGUUGGCCUGUGUGGAAAGACUUUCACCAGAUUGAGUGGGCUGAAGAAACACCAACGCAUCCACACUGGAGAAAGACCAUAUGACUGUGACCAGUGUGGGAAGACUUUCACCACAAUGAGUGGGCUGAAGAUACACCUACGCAUGCACACUGGAGAAAAACCAUAUGACUGUGAGCAGUGUGGGAAGACUUUCACCAGAAUGAGUGGGCUGAGGAAACACCAACGUAUCCACACUGGAGAAAAACCAUAUGACUGUGACCAGUGUGGGAAGACUUUCACCACAAUGAAUGGGCUGAAGAUACACCUACGCAUGCACACAGGAGAAAAACCAUAUGACUGUGAGCAGUGUGGGAAGAGUUUUAUCACAGCAAGUACCUUAAAAAGGCACCAACGCAUCCACACUGGAGAAAGACCAUAUGAUUGUGACCAGUGUGGGAAGACUUUCACUAGAAUGAGUGUGCUGAGGGAACACCUACGCAUUCACACUGGAGAAAGACCAUUUGACUGUGACCAGUGUGGGAGGACUUUCACCACAAUGAAUGGGCUGAAGGAACACCUACACUUCCACACUGGAGAAAGACCAUAUGACUGUGACCAGUGUGGGAAGACUUUCACUUCGGCAAGUUACUUAAAAAUUCACCAACGCUUCCACACUGGAGAAAGACCAUAUGACUGUGACCAGUGUGGGAAGGCUUUUAUCACAGGAAGUAUGUUAAAAAGGCACCAACGUAGCCACGCUGGAGAAAGACCAUUUUACUGUGACCAGUGUGGGAAGACUUUCACCAGAAUGAGUGUGGUGAAGGAGCACCUACACAUCCACAAAGGAGAAAGACCAUAUGACUGUAAUGAGUGCGGGAAGACUUUUGCCACAGCAACUUACUUAAAAAGGCACCAACGCAUCCACACUGGAGAAAGUCCAUAUGAUUGUGACCAGUGUGGGAAGACUUUCAAGUCCUUUUCUGCUUUACAUUAUCACCAGAGGAAGUUGAUGUACCCCUGUGAUAGGUGCACAAAGAUAUGCUGGUCAUCUUCCUCUUACAAGUAUCACCAACAGACCCAUAUUGCAGAGGAUCCCAACAGUUCAGAUCCUGUGACAGAUCUUUUGUUACAGGUUCACAAUCAGGAAGCAGGAGGUGACAUCACUGGUAAGGCGGGGGAAGGGAAGGGUAGAAAUCAGACCCACCUGAGCUGUGUGGUGGAGGGAAACUCAAACAAAGGAGAGAAUGGACGGAGGUUUGAUCAACAGGAGAAGUGA
This is a messenger RNA of Sphaeramia orbicularis (orbiculate cardinalfish), 1326 nucleotides long. RefSeq names its product zinc finger protein OZF-like. The record is from RefSeq and is a predicted model, not a curated record. The coding region runs from base 1 to 1326 and encodes 441 amino acids. The transcript has 3 exons. Lineage: Eukaryota; Metazoa; Chordata; Actinopteri; Kurtiformes; Apogonidae.